Messenger RNA from Bombina bombina (fire-bellied toad), 1921 nucleotides. RefSeq names its product transmembrane protein 245. The record is from RefSeq and is a predicted model, not a curated record. The transcript is spliced from 9 exons. The coding region runs from base 1 to 1542 and encodes 513 amino acids. Lineage: Eukaryota; Metazoa; Chordata; Amphibia; Anura; Bombinatoridae.
AUGGCUGACAGUGAUGAUCCGCAGCUACCCAGUUCUGCACCCCCGGCUGUCCCCCCCGGUAUCCUGUCAACAGAGACCGUCGCAGCACCCCAUCGCACCCCUCUAUCCUCACGACCCUUUCAUUCUCUCUCUCUCCCCGGUAUGCUGCCUUUGCCCCCAGGGCUCCCCCUUCGCUUUGACCGUAACAUUAAACAAGCAUUUUACAACACUGGCGCGCUGUUAUUCGCUGCAGGCUGCUGUGGGGCGGCAGUGCUAGUGUACUUUAUUCUGGAGGCCUUCUUGCGGCCGCUACUAUGGGCCACCUUAUGUGGCACCUUCCUACACCCGUUUAAAAACUCUCUGACUGGCUUGUGCCGCCGCUGGCUAUGCAGUCUCCAGCGCAGGGGCUCCCCUAUAGUACUGGCAACCCUACUGCUUCCUGUCAGCUUCGUGAACCACAGCCUGGAGGCCCUUGGGGAGCUAAUUGCUCGCAGGUUGCGGGUGUUAGUACCGAUGUUGGCUGGGGCUCCUAUCUGUUACGCUAUAUACUGUGCUGGCAGCUACCUGGGGGUGCGAGAAUUUUUUGGGCAAAUAUGCGGAUUGAUCUGCGGAGCCCUGGAGUACUUCAGCACGAUGUGGAUAUGGACAUUGGUUAUUGGCUAUGUGUUAGCAAUCUCAUUUAAGUGGAAUGCUGACACCCAACGCUACCUCACAGCUAUCUCUGUGCCUGUUUGGCUCAUCCUGCUAUUCCACUUAGCAUCAGUUGCUGGCUCCUGGAAAAUUCCUGUCUUUCUUAUAAUAGUUUUUCUUAUGACUGUUGGCGCCCUGCACGAGGGUCAUAAUGGUCAUGAAACAUCAGGUACUGUGCUACCUGGACACAUGAUCACCAUAGCUGCUUCAACCAUUGCUAUGGCAAUAUCAAUUACAGGAUUUGAGGAACACCAGGAAGAGCACACUGCAGCACAAUCUGCAGAGGAAACAAAGAAUAAUGAACCUACUACACCUAUUUCAUCACCUGCCUCCAUAUCAUUUAGUAGACAAAGAGGGGACAUUGGUGCAUUCUUAAGAAAGAAGAAAACGAGUGAUAUCUACUUUGUUCUGCUUGUGUGGGCUAUAUUUAUCGUACAGCUAUGGCUUAAUCUGUGGAUAAUACAACUUCUUCCGGUGCCGAUUGCAGUUUUUGCUGUAAAGAAGCUUGUCCUUCACUUUGGUGUGGUGAACUUUUUGGUAAAUCGUUUUGGUUCUUGGUGGGAAGUGGUGGCAAACUUUGUAAAGGAGCGUCAGGAUGCCCUGGCACCCAGACCUAUUAGAGGGCUUGGAAGAUUCAUGCUGAGAGUCGACAGUAAGAUGUGGCAUUGGCUUAAUGAGCAGCUGAUAGUUUGGCUGGAGAAAAGUAUCGACAAGAUAAUCAGCAUAUUCAUCAUAUUUUUGCUUGUCAUUGGAACCCUUCUGUUAGGCUUGCUCCUUACAGCAAAGGUUCAUGAAGAAAGUGUACAUAUCAUUCAAGUUACAAGUAACCUGAUUAAUGAGACACUUAGUAAUCAUCCGGAAUGGGCAAAGUAAGAACUGUAAAUCCUAGCUAUGGCCUAAGGAGGGUAAUUAUGUAUACCAUGACAUUUGAUUAACAUUUAUGCUGUCUGUGGAAAAAUAUUGAACUUCAGUUAUCCAUGCCAUGUAGUGAUAAGUGACCACCCACCUAUCUACUCUUAACCUUAAAAUGUAUUAAUCAAAAAGACUGCACCUGUAAAGCAGUACAGCCCUAGUGUGUGAUCACAUUAAGCAUAAUAGAGAGCUUCUUAAUAUUAUGUGCUCCAAAUGACUUUACCUUACUGUCUGCACAAACCUAUGAGCUACAGAUGCAAGGAAGUUUGUAAACCCUUUAGAAUGACCUGGAUUUCUGCAUUGAUUACUAAUACAGUGUGGUGUGAUCGUCAUCUAAGUC